Molecule: messenger RNA, 1220 nt
Organism: Triticum aestivum (bread wheat)
Lineage: Eukaryota; Viridiplantae; Streptophyta; Magnoliopsida; Poales; Poaceae
Exons: 2
Coding region: 2-1069 (355 amino acids)
Biological process (GO): photosystem I assembly; response to photooxidative stress
Cellular component (GO): chloroplast thylakoid membrane
Source: RefSeq, a predicted model, not a curated record
CAUGCAGUCCGCCGACGAGCCCGUGUCCGGUCCGGCCGUGAGCAGUACGGCGGCAACACGACCGCGAGAGGCCGCAGCGGAGGACGGCAGCAAGAGCCCGGUGUCGCCGUCGAUGGAGGACGAGCGGCAGAUCCCCGUGGACCCGGUCUCGUUGCGGCACCUGGGCAUGGUGGCCGACCCGGACUCGCCCCUCUCCGCGCCGUCCGUGCUCACGGAGGUGGUCGCGCAGUCGUCCCCGCUCCUGCCGCCGCUACGCCGGCCCACGUUCGUCGGCGCCAGCCUGCCUUGCUCCGCGACCUCCUCCCCCGUCCACAGCGCCACGGCCAAGCGGGACGAGCCCGCCGCGCCCAGCCUCGACACGGUCAUGGCCCUGCGCUCCCUCGCGCGGCAGCACUCCGCCGCGCUCGCCAGCUAUGCCGCCUCGCCGUCCGCGGCUCCCACCACGCUCUCGAGGAGCGCGUCCCGCGCCGAGGGGAGGUCGAUGGCGCCGCACGACGACGAGGUCCCCAACGUCGAGGCCGCCGACGAGGCCGAGCAAAGCUUCACGUGCGGCGUGCUGUGCAUGUUCAUCCCCGGCUUCGCCAAGAAGAAGCCGGGAUCACCGUCCGCGGCGGCCGUCGUGUCGAGCAUACAGAGGCAGCAUUCGGGGGCGAGGCGGCGGAGCAGCGUGUCGCGGAUGGCGGAGCUGGAGAGGUUCGAGUGCGGGUCGUGGAGCCCGCCGCCGCCGCCGCAUCCGGUGAGGGUCGUGCCGGCGCACGUCGACAUGGACUUCGCGAUGGAGGUGCCCAAGAUCAGCUGCGCGGACGACGCGGACCUGCCGGUCAAGAUGGCGUUCGUGUUCGAGGGCGAGGCGAGGGGGGUCCUGAAGAAGGGGAUCCUGAAGAAGUCGGCGUCGGCGUCCCAGCGGCAGGACUCGGCCCCCAGGACGUCGUCCGCGUCGCAGCGGCACGUAAGGUUCUCGACGGCCGCGGCGCCUCCGGCGUCGUGCCCGACGUCGCCGUGCAUCACGCCGCGGCUGGCGAUGGCCAGGGCCGAGUUUAACGCCUUCUUGGAGGCGCAGAGCGCGUAGAUAAAUCGUCAUGCACGGUGCAUGUUUUUUUGUUUCUUGGAUUUGCUUCGUGCUUGUUCGCGAGUGGCAGCGCUGUCUGCUGUGCGCGCGGGGUUGCUAGACGCCUUGUUUUUCCGGCGUUUUCCAGUUAUGUUCGAUUGUCCAUAUUCCA